UGGCUUAUUACCGAGGCCACAACCACGUUUACAGCGGUGCAGAUCUACAGCAGAGAGAUGGAGAGACUGCUACAGAUGGGGGGAAUGGGAGGAAUGGGCCAGGUUGGCUUUGUGAGAUAUCUUCCUUUACUUACAUACAAUCCAGCGGGUCAAUAACUACUCAUUAUGGUAUAUACUCUUGUUUGCCAGUGCUACAGUUCCCUUCCUUUUCUCUCCUUCUUUCUCUCUCCCUCUCUCUCUCUCCAUCCAGCCUCCACCUGGUGUUGACACUCCACUCAUGGACACUGCAGAAACUGUCUACAUAUCAUCUCUAGCUCUCCUCAAAAUGUUGAAGCAUGGACGUGCUGGAGUGCCUAUGGAAGUUAUGGGUCUUAUGCUGGGGGAGUUUGUGGACGACUACACCGUGACUGUGAUUGAUGUCUUUGCCAUGCCUCAGAGUGGAACAGGAGUGAGCGUGGAGGCAGUGGAUCCUGUGUUCCAGGCCAAGAUGCUGGACAUGUUGAAGCAGACUGGGAGGCCGGAGAUGGUGGUGGGGUGGUACCACUCCCACCCUGGGUUCGGCUGCUGGCUCUCUGGAGUGGACAUCAACACCCAGCAGAGCUUCGAGACCCUCUCAACCAGAGCUGUGGCGGUGGUGGUGGACCCCAUUCAGAGUGUGAAGGGUAAAGUGGUGAUAGAUGCGUUUCGACUGACGGACCCUCGCAUGCAGGCGAUGGGUCACGAGCCGCGUCAAACCACCUCAAACCUGGGGCACCUCCAGAAACCCUCCAUUCAGGCCCUAAUCCAUGGUCUCGGAAGGCACUACUACUCCCUCCCCAUCAACUACAGGAAGAAUGAACUGGAGCAGAGGAUGCUGCUGAACCUCCACAAGAAGAUGUGGAUGGCAGGUCUCCAACUGAAGGACUAUCAAGACCACUCCAAGGAAAACGAAAAGACUACAAAGGAGAUGCUGGAGCUGUCCAAAGCCUACAACAAGGCUCUGGAGGACGAGAAGACGAUGACCAGUGAACAGAAGACUCUCAAGAAUGUCGGGAAACAGGACCCAAAGCGUCACCUGGAAGAGAAGGUUGAAGGAGUGCUGACUGCCAACAUCACCCAGUCACUGGGAGCCAUGCUAGACACUGUCGUCUUCUCCUGAAACUCUCACUUAUACUAUCUAUUACUGUGAUGACAUCAUAAUUACAUCAUCAUAAAUUACGACCCUUGGUCUCUGAUCGUAGCCUCAAGGUAAAAAAAAAGAAGGAGAUCUGGUCUUUGUAAUCCA
Messenger RNA from Geodia barretti, 1264 nucleotides. NCBI's taxonomy places the organism in Eukaryota, Metazoa, Porifera, Demospongiae, Tetractinellida, Geodiidae. The record is from the annotation of a GenBank genome assembly.